Talaromyces rugulosus is the source of this 1092-nucleotide messenger RNA. RefSeq lists its product as uncharacterized. Lineage: Eukaryota; Fungi; Ascomycota; Eurotiomycetes; Eurotiales; Trichocomaceae. The transcript has a single exon. Gene Ontology annotation, molecular function: RNA binding. The record is from RefSeq and is a predicted model, not a curated record. Bases 1 to 1092 code for a protein of 363 amino acids.
AUGUCAGGCUCCGAAGACGACACCAGCACAAGGAAGCGGAAAUUGAACGAUGGCCCCGAAAUAGAAAUCGACGUCGCCGCGCCUGAGCCGCCGUCCAAGAAAGCUCUGCGCAAAGCCAAAAAGAAGGGAAUCGAUCCUGAAAAUGCCGUUGAAAGGAAUGAGCCAGAACAGCCGUCGAAUAAACGAUCGCCUUACGGGGUUUGGAUUGGAAAUAUGCCAUUCACCACUACAAAAGAGGACGUCCGCAAGUUUUUUACAAGCAACUGCACCUUCACCGACUCUACGAUUACGCGGAUCCAUCUCCCCCAGGGACCCUCGAAGCAUGGAAUGGCCCAGAACAAGGGCUUUGCCUACGUCGAUUUUGCAAACCAAAAGGCCAUGGACGAGGCAAUUGGGCUGAGCGAACUCCUCAUCUUGGGCCGGCGAGUGUUGAUCAAAGGCUCGCAAAAUUUCCAAGGUCGACCAGACCAGCAAGCGGGUGCAUCCAAAGCAUCGGCCGCUUCAGCUCACCCUCCCUCCAAGCGCAUAUUCGUUGGAAAUCUCAGUUUCGAUGCCACCAAGGAAGCACUCGAGGAGCACUUUGCGCCGUGUGGGACGGUUGUCAGUAUCCAUCUGGCUACGUUUGAGGAUUCCGGAAAAUGCAAAGGGUAUGGAUGGGUUGAAUUUGAGACGGUGGAAGCUGCUCAGCACGCCGUCGACGGCUUUGUCAGAGUCGCAGAGGAUGAGGACGAAGACGAGGAAGUUGAGGACGACGGCGACAAGGCUGCAUCUGAUUCAGAUGAAGCCAAGCCCGCAAGGAAGAAGACAAAGCAGAAGAAAACAAAAACAAAAAAGAUUUGGGUCAAUCGAAUCCUCGGCCGCCAAUUGAGAAUGGAGUUUGCAGAGGAUGCAGCAACCCGGUACAAGAAGCGUUUUGGAAAGGAAAGCAAAGACCGAUCUGACGAUCAGACUGAGGAAGGGGGCGAGCAGAAUCGCAGACCUCAACGCCCAAAGAAGGUAGACAGUACGCCGUCACGGUAUUCCAAGGACACUGUGCACAGGCUUACUGGAGCCAUUGUCGAGGCCAAGGGCCAAAAAGUUACUUUUGAUUAG